UGAAGAGGGCGAGGGGCGGGACGAGGCGCUGAGGCGAUGGCGGGUGGCGGGAGCACCCGGGCUGGGCCCGAGGGCCGACGGGGACCGGCGGGACGGGGGCUGGCUGUGUCCCCUCUGGCUGCGUCCCCUCCGCCUGCGUCCUCCCCAGCCGCGCUGGUGCGGGCCCGGGGCUUGCAGGACCUGAGUGGCGAUGGAGGGGUGCGCAAGAUGGAGCUGCGGCCCGGGCGCGGGCAGCCCGUGCCCCCGGGCGCCUCCGUGGCAGUGAAGUACUCUGGGUACCUGGAAAGCUGGGACGAGCCCUUCUGCACCAACGGCUACAGCAAGAGUCCUGGGCUGAUGAAACUUGGAAAAGACAUUACACUGUCAGGGCUGGAGAUUGGGCUGCUGACGAUGAAGACGGGAGAGGCAGCGAGAUUUGUCUUCACGCCGCGUUAUGCCUACGGGCGGCAGGGCUGUCCCCCCCUCAUCCCCCCGAACGCCACGGUCGUCUUCGAAGUGGAGCUGCUGGACUUCCUGGACUCGGCUGAAUCUGACACAUUCUUUGAGUUGACUCCUGAGCAGCAGGAUACAUUUCCACUACAAAAGCUGUUGAAAGUGGCAGACACAGAGAGAAAGUUUGGCAACUACCUCUACCAUAAGCAAUGCUUUGAGGACGCCAAAGACAGAUACAAAAGGGUGUUCUCCAUCCUCGGUCGCAGCCCGGGCAGUGAGGCCGAGCGGUGUCAGAUCGAUGCCUCCAAGUUGCUGGUGCUGCUGAAUCUCUCACUUAUUUACUUGAAACUGGAACGUCCUGCGCGAGCUCUGGCAUAUGGGGAGAAGGCCUUGGAGAUUGACCACAGGAAUGCCAAAGCACUGUUCAGGUGUGGCCAGGCUUGUCUCUGCAUGACAGAAUACGAGAAAGCCCGGGAUUUCCUGGCCAGAGCUCAACGUGUACAGCCGUUUAACCACGACAUUAACAAUGAGCUGAAAAAGUUGGAAAGCUGCUACAAUGACUACAUGGAAAAGGAGAAAGAAAUGUGCUGCCGAAUGUUUGCCUCCCUCAGGUCUUCUUCUGGCUGACCAGAAAUAGAGGAGCGCUGCAGUAACAACUGACAUUUUACGUUAAAAUGGAAUAAAAUGUCCAGGUGGUCCCUGCAGGAACACUGACUGCGGUGUUUUGUUGUCCAGGACCUCCCGGCGGAUGAGGAGACCCGGCACACGGGGAUCUCUGCGUCGCAGCUGUGCUCCGGGAGCAGAGGUGGGAGCACCGGCGUGUUUUGGAGUGUGACCUGGAGGUUCUGCGUUCACACACAACCUGUUUUUCCUGCGAUUGGUUUGGCUUGCUGUGUUGUGAGGCUGUUUCCAGAAGAACCGAGCCGUGCUGUGUGCAGAAGGGGCAGUGCCGUCUCUUCUCCCUCGCACGUUCCUCUUCCCUGACACCCUGCAGGCGCUGGGCUGCUUUAGGGAACCUGUAAAUGGCAGCAGGAUGCUGUGGAGUUUUGUGCUGUUUGUACAGGUUGUUCUUUAAAACGAUUAUGUUUGAUAUUGUUUUUGUUCUGAGAAAAUAAACCAAAGUGAGAACUCA
This is a messenger RNA of Columba livia (rock pigeon), 1564 nucleotides long. RefSeq names its product FKBP prolyl isomerase family member 6 (inactive) (gene FKBP6). The record is from RefSeq and is a predicted model, not a curated record. Bases 37 to 1059 code for a protein of 340 amino acids. Gene Ontology annotation, biological process: piRNA processing; spermatogenesis. Gene Ontology annotation, molecular function: peptidyl-prolyl cis-trans isomerase activity; Hsp90 protein binding. Gene Ontology annotation, cellular component: cytoplasm. NCBI's taxonomy places the organism in Eukaryota, Metazoa, Chordata, Aves, Columbiformes, Columbidae. The transcript is spliced from 8 exons.